UCCCAUCGUUCCUUUGAUAUAUCUACAAUCGCUUUCCAUAUGGCCCAGUCGCAGCCUGUAGAGAAGGAUCAACUUCCUUCUUCGUUACAUUGUUCGACCUUGACGGACACGGAUAUUAUUACUUACUGCUCUAACCCACCUUCGGCAGCUCUAGAUGCAAUCCCUCUAGGCAGCUACAGCAACUCCGUCAUCCCGCUCUCCGACCUCGAAGUUGUCAAAUUCGGGCCUGGAGUUUAUAUCGAAGAAUACAUGAACCUGCAACGCGCGUAUAAGCUACUUGAUCCAUCUAUAGUGCGUGUACCGCAGCCAUACCGCUUUAUUCGAAACGGAGAGGUCGGAUACAUAGUCAUGGAAUACAUGAGAGGCACAGUCCUAGGAAAUCUUACAGAUCCUUGUCGCAUCGAAAAAGUCGGCAAAGCCCUCGAACAUUUCUCUAGCUUCCAGAGUCCUGAUCCUGGUCCCCUCGGUGGUGGUAUUUCACGUGACCUAUUAUGGAGCGAGGGCACCACGACCGAGUAUUCGCUGUGUGCAUCUACGAAACGGCUCGAGCAUUGGUUCAACCGACGGAUCAAACACGAAAACCUCACCAUAUCGUUUCAAGAAUGCGAAUUCGUUUUGUGCCAUUUAGACAUUGCACCUCGGAACAUUGUCUGGCUGCAUAAUGAUGAUUCAUUGUGUAUUGUAGAUUGGGCCUCUGCGGGGUAUUACCCUCGGAUAUUCGAGUGGUGUCUGUUAGACAUCUUUCUUGGUAGAGAUGGCGGGUUUCAGGGUAUGGUUAAGAAAACGAUGGAGCCGUUGAGUGUGUGGGAGAAUGAGAAUUGGGGGUUGGUUGAGAAGGCUUGGGGGAAUAGUGUGGGAUACCAUUUGUAUGUUGUUUUUCCUAUUGAUCUGGUCGUAUUGUUGGUUUCUAAUAUUCAAGUAGUCCGCCUACACCCUAAAACGAUGGAUGACGAUUCGCUUGUGUGGGAAAAUAUUCGACGAAGAGUUUCAUGGCAGUAUGUAAGCCCGCAACUUGAUAUCAGAUUCUGUCGUUGA
Molecule: messenger RNA, 1035 nt
Organism: Periconia digitata
Lineage: Eukaryota; Fungi; Ascomycota; Dothideomycetes; Pleosporales; Periconiaceae
Source: the annotation of a GenBank genome assembly